Messenger RNA from Spizellomyces punctatus DAOM BR117, 2109 nucleotides. RefSeq lists its product as uncharacterized. The transcript is spliced from 11 exons. Gene Ontology annotation, cellular component: cortical actin cytoskeleton. Gene Ontology annotation, molecular function: actin filament binding. Gene Ontology annotation, biological process: actin filament depolymerization; positive regulation of actin filament depolymerization. The coding region runs from base 84 to 1898 and encodes 604 amino acids. NCBI's taxonomy places the organism in Eukaryota, Fungi, Chytridiomycota, Chytridiomycetes, Spizellomycetales, Spizellomycetaceae. The record is from RefSeq and is a predicted model, not a curated record.
CCCCCAUCACGGCGCAUCCAGUCCAUCGUUCAAAGGUUCAUUCUGCCUACUCAUCUACUGGUCACCUUAUCCAAGAAUCAUCCAUGUCUUUUACGCGAAAGGCAACGUUUGCUGCACAACCGACCACUGAGCGUGGUCGACCCGUACAUUUGGGCGGUGAUCCCAAAGGAAAGAACUUUCUUUAUACCAACGGUCGUGCGGUCGUGAUUCGCAACUUGGCGAACCCAGAGAUUGCCACCGAAUAUACCCAACAUACGUCUCAAGCGACUGUUGCGCGAUACUCUCCCAGCGGAUUCUACAUUGCCUCUGCAGAUGUUCAAGGCAAUAUUCGUAUUUGGGAUACAGUCGGCACGGAAAACAUUAUCAAGACUGAAACCAAAGUGUUUUCUGGAAAAGUCAAUGACCUUGCAUGGGAUUUUGAAAGCAAGCGUAUUAUUGCGGUUGGCGAAGGAAAGGAUCGAUUUGGACACGCGUUCUUGUUCGAUACGGCUUCUUCAGUCGGUGAGAUUGGCGGUCACAGUAAAGUCAUCAAUUCCGUGGACAUCCGUCCUGGUCGUCCCCUCCGCGCGAUUACAGGAUCAGAUGAUAUGACUGUAAACUUUUACCACGGUGUACCUUUCAAAUUCAACAAGUCGAUCAAUGACCAUUCCCGAUUCGUUCAAUGUGUUCGAUACUCUCCAUCGGGUGACCACUUUGUUUCUGCUGGGUCCGAUGGAAAGUUGUUUCUGUAUGACGGUAAAGAGGGAACCAAGAUUGCCGAGCUUAGUGCAGCGGAAGAUAGUCAUAAAGGCGGUAUCUAUUCUGUGUCGUGGAGCCCGGACGGCAAGAAUUUGCUGAGUGCCUCUGCGGAUAUGACGACGAAACUUUGGGACGUGGCGUCUCAGAAAGUGGUUAGCACAUGGUCAUUCUCAAACAACCCAUCUCUUGAAGAUCAGCAAGUUGGCAGCUUAUGGCAGGGCGACUAUCUCAUUUCUCUCUCACUUUCCGGCGACAUUAACUACUUGAACAAGUCUUCGGGUGGUCUCGCCAGAGUAGUGAAGGGUCAUCAACGAGGCAUAACGGCGCUUGCGGUAGAUAGCAACAAGACUUUGUUCAGUGGUAGCUACGACGGACGAGUAUGUGCAUGGAGUGACGGAUCUAGCGGGGCCACGAUACCCACCGGAACGGGCCACUCCAACCAAGUCUCGAACUUGGCUGUGGAUGGCGACAAAGUGUACUCUGUUGCAAUGGAUGAUACGUUACGCAGUAUCUCAGCAUCCGCAAACCCGGUAGCUUUCGAUUCCACUGCGAUUGCCACUGGCGCACUUCCAAAGGGAGUGGGAGCAAAGAAUGGAACAGCUAUCGCCGUAACGGUCAACAACGACGUUAUUGUGUCCAAGAAUGGAAGCAAAGUAUCCGAGUUGAAGGUUUCCUGGGUCCCCUCAUCCGUUGCAAUUGCUCCGAACGGAAGCGACGUGGCUAUCGGCGGCGAGGAUCAUAAAGUACAUCUGUACACCCUUGCCGAUGGUCAACUAAAGGAAAAAACUGUACUAGAAAGCAAUCGCGGCCCAGUAACCGCCUUAGCCUACUCUCCCAAUGGAGCCCUUUUGGCAGCAGCCGAUACCCAACGAAAUGUCUUUGUCUAUGAUACUGCUACAAACCAACUUAAAAUCCACCAAUGGGUCUUCCACACCGCCCGAGUGAAUUGUGUCGCUUGGGCGCCAGACUCGUUGCACGCUGCAUCUGGAUCGUUGGAUACUAAUGUAGAGGUGUGGAGUGUGGAGAAGCCUAUGAAGCAUAUUACGAUUCGAGGGGCACAUCUGGAGUCGGUGAAUGGAGUGGCAUUUUUGGAUAAUAAUACACUAGCAUCUGCUGGUGGUGAUGCUACGAUUAAAAUAUGGACAUUGACAUAUGCGUGAGAGUAAAGAGGUACAUCUUGGACGUGAAUUGGAAAAUUUGAGGCGUUGGCGUAGAUUUAGAUAGUUGCGUCUAUCAAUGGUUUAAUCUUAUCUUGUGGAGUUGUUCAAUAUCCUUGCUACCAAUUGGUCAGAUAUCGCUGCAUUUCGUCUCACAGUUGGUUUUGUUUGUAUUUUGUAUCACUCAGCACGGGCACAAAUUACAUGUGCUUAA